Paraphaeosphaeria sporulosa is the source of this 1400-nucleotide messenger RNA. RefSeq names its product tagatose 1,6-diphosphate aldolase. The transcript has a single exon. The record is from RefSeq and is a predicted model, not a curated record. Gene Ontology annotation, molecular function: zinc ion binding; aldehyde-lyase activity. Lineage: Eukaryota; Fungi; Ascomycota; Dothideomycetes; Pleosporales; Didymosphaeriaceae. The coding region runs from base 447 to 1328 and encodes 293 amino acids. Gene Ontology annotation, biological process: carbohydrate metabolic process.
UUCGCAUGAAUGUGAACGCGAACACCGGCGAUACAUUAUUACGUCCAGGUUCGACAUGUUCAUAGUAGCUCGCGUACCCCCAGGGUAGCUAUCAAAAGCCGACCUGUAAAACAGCUUACACCUUACGACUUACAUAUGGCGAGAGCCCCGCAGCCAUCGGCGUUUGAAUGUCGCAAGUGUCGGCAAUUCCACCGUCACGGCGUUUCCGCCGCGCCGCCAGGCUAAUGACAGCACUGGGCGGAGCUCCUCUAUUGAACCGGUGGGACCAAGCACAUCGGAAUGCCGUAACCGGAACGGUUCCGAAAGCGUGGGAGGAGGGGCAGCUCUUCAUCUAGAGUUGAUUGCGGCUGUUCAUAUUUUGUUAGAUACUUCUCAGACAAAAUCGCGCAAUCACCCAGUUGCCGACCUCUCUCGCUGUCCUCCAUCGUUCACACCACGCCGUCGCAAUGGCCCCAGAUCUCUCACAAAAUCGCUGCCUCAAGAUCGUUACUCACGCUGCGAAGAACAAGUAUGCAGUCCCCGCUAUUUGCUGCUACAACAUCGAGUCCAUCAUCGCGAGUGUCAAGGCCGCCGAAGCCAAAAAUUCUCCCGUGAUCGUCCAGCUCUUCCCAUGGGCAAUCCACUUCGCUGGUGGCAUUCUCGUCCAUGCUGCGAAAGAGGCCGCGGAUAAUGCCAAGGUGCCGGUAGGUGUACACAUGGACCAUGCUCAGACACCCGAGAUUGUCAAGAAGGCGGCGGAUCUUGGUGGCUUCGACGGUAUCAUGGUCGACAUGUCGCACUACGAGAAAGAAGAGAAUUUCCGCCUGACGAAGGAACUGGUUCAGUACUGCAACGAAAGGGGUAUCAUUACCGAGGCGGAGCCGGGCAGGAUUGAUGGAGGUGAAGACGGUGUAGGCGAUGUGUCCGCGCUGGGUCUGGAGGCUAUCCUUACGACGCCCGAGCAGGCUGAAGAAUUCGUCUCCCUGGGCAUCAAUUGGCUUGCUCCUGCAUUUGGCAACGUCCAUGGCAAGUACGGGCCAAAGGGGCCACAGCUCGACUAUGACAGAUUGAGUCGUGUCCACAAGCAGGUCGGAGAUAGAGUCGACCUCGUGCUCCACGGUGCGGGCACGGAGUGGUUCAGCAACAAGGAAAUGCUGCAGAGCGUGAUCCAGCGCGGAGUCGCCAAAAUCAACCUCAAUGACGCCAUCAACAAUGACUUCACGAGAGUAAUGGCCGAGAAGGCGUCGAACACGCCUUUAACAACGUUGCUGGAAGACGCAACAAAUGCGAUGCAGAAGGCUGUCGAGGACCAUAUGGAUUAUAUGGGCUCGACCGGGCAGGCGUGGUGAUUAUCGAAUUUACAAUACUCCUUCAUGUAGAUACCAAUGCUCACGCCGUCUCCUUGAGAGAUCCUGUCCAUA